AUGGCCCCGAGGAUUGAGCUUCACGAGAUGAACCAUGAGAUGCGUGAAUGGUCUUGUCCCGUGCCAUUGUACCGUGGCGGCGACAGACGGCGGCCGGCGGUGGAGCUAGGUUUUCCGGCGAUGAGGUUUUCCCAAAUUAAUAGUAGAUCGGUGUGUGGUGGAGUGUUUGGUAAAGAAUGCCCCAAGAAUUUUCGAGUUUUGAUGGAAUGCGGAGGCGGAAUGGCCGUUUUACAAUUUUCCGGCGAGGGUGGGAAUGUGGCGGCAGUUGCUGUUCCCGGCGGAGAAAUGGGUGGGGGGGGGGGGGUUCGGAAUUAG
This is a messenger RNA of Lactuca virosa, 315 nucleotides long. NCBI's taxonomy places the organism in Eukaryota, Viridiplantae, Streptophyta, Magnoliopsida, Asterales, Asteraceae. The record is from the annotation of a GenBank genome assembly.